AUGCUAUUCAACCUUCUACUACCAUUUUUAUUGAUAAUUGCUGCUGAGAAUAUCUCUCCAAAUGAACCCCUGAGAAGUUGGUAUCCUUAUCGCCAAAAGUCACCUAAACAGCGUCGAGAGUCCACAUCGGUUGGAAUCCAUAGGGAUUCUGGAAAUGGACUUGAGCUUCCAGCAUGUCCAGUGGACUGUCGGUGCUUUGCAAAAGCGGUUCGGUGUUCGGGUCAAAGCUUAACGGAUAUCCCCAAAAAUCUUCCAUUGGAUACGGAAAGAUUAAUUCCUUCUGAUGGCGAGUAA
This is a messenger RNA of Rodentolepis nana, 294 nucleotides long. The record is from the annotation of a GenBank genome assembly. Lineage: Eukaryota; Metazoa; Platyhelminthes; Cestoda; Cyclophyllidea; Hymenolepididae.